AUGACAAGGAAAAUAAAAUUAACCACUGAAAUUAUAAAAAAGUUAAAAGAAGAAAACAAAACCACUAUUCAAGUAGUUGACCGCACCCCUCCAUUAAGCAAGUCAAUAUUAAAAGAUGGUAAAUUAUUCCACUAUGUUAAUCCUAACGCCAUACGAGAUAAAAAUGACUGCCGAUUUAUUUCGCCGGCCAUGCUCGCAGAUUUCCAAAAGAUUUUUGACGGAGAAAAGCAAAUAAAAGAAAGAAUUAAUUUCGUUAGAGAUAAGUUAAAAAAAGUUAAAGACCUAAACAUUGAUGAUAUAAUUAGACCAGAUGCAUUCAAAUUUCUCCAAGACACCAUUGCAGGCGAAGUAAAGGUGAUUUAUGAACCGGGAGAGUAUGAUUUAGCCGAAUUUGAAGGAGUGGAAAAUUUGGCAGACGCGAAUAUUCAAGCAAAAGUGACCGACAUUAAUUCCCAACCGAAAGAAAAAGAAAAUAAUUCGUCAGAGACAAACGAGAAUAAUAAUGACGAAGAGCGAACUAACGAGCAACAUUCGAGUAAUGGUUCUAAUUCGCUGCAAGAAAUUGAAAUCACUCUCUCAAUUGAUACAGGAAAACGCUCAGAAAUAGGAGGAGUGCCGGUUUACCGCACAGAAAAAAUGAAAACUCGUUGGGAAUUUCCUUUGCCCAUCAAAAUUACCGGGAAUAAAGACCAUGCGGAUUAUACCAUUGAACCAAUUAACAUUACGAGCCUGAAUGGUGAUCGAAACUUGGAAAUUGACAUGCUAACUCUCCGUUUUCGCACUUGGGAAGAUGGAAAUCAACGGGGACGACCAAACGCAGAUCAAUAUGUAUUGGCAGAAAUUCCGAACUUUGUGGAUGAAACCAACGCCGAUUGGUUUGGUGAUAGAAAAGAAGUAAAAAAAAUACCCGACCGGUUGCUUGCGGUGGGCGACCAAAUCCAACUCGAAUUAGCCGCCAAAAGCGAAAAAUCAAUAUCAUCAUCAAGAAAAGCCUCUAAUUGA
Messenger RNA from Racocetra persica, 1002 nucleotides. Lineage: Eukaryota; Fungi; Glomeromycota; Glomeromycetes; Diversisporales; Gigasporaceae. The record is from the annotation of a GenBank genome assembly.